Messenger RNA from Oreochromis niloticus (Nile tilapia), 4459 nucleotides. Its product is annotated as dipeptidyl aminopeptidase-like protein 6. The record is from RefSeq and is a predicted model, not a curated record. Lineage: Eukaryota; Metazoa; Chordata; Actinopteri; Cichliformes; Cichlidae. Gene Ontology annotation, cellular component: voltage-gated potassium channel complex; plasma membrane. Bases 779 to 3310 code for a protein of 843 amino acids. Gene Ontology annotation, molecular function: potassium channel regulator activity; serine-type peptidase activity. Gene Ontology annotation, biological process: proteolysis; regulation of potassium ion transmembrane transport. The transcript has 26 exons.
GGCUUCUUAUUCUGCGCUUUCACAUCGAAGUAAAUACAAGCGAAUCUGUGCAUCGCUGGCGCAUUUCUGGGCGCAAAGCAGCGCACAAAGAAGUGCAGUGACAGUAGUGCUACAGUAAAGCUGCUCUCACAGCGCUGGUCACUUCACAUGCAGAGAGCGUCUGCGGUGAGUACCGUCGGGCUCUCUGCGUCCUUCACACUUUUCAUAUGCGAGGUCAGUCCGGUAUAAACAGAGCCGAAAGAGUCGAAUCAGUAUCUGUUGCUCGUUUCUUUUUGUUUUUUUGGCGGGGGGGAGGUGGACAAUCACUCGGAGUCAUCUGGAAGAUCGAAUAUCUGAUGGAAACUCAGCGCAUCCGCCUGCCAUCUCUCUGAAAGGAGGCAUCAGGAAACUGAAGAGGGGAGACAACGUGUCGUGAAUACAGAAGAGAGCAACUAUUGACACCUACAGCCCACCAGUCUGCCGUGCGCCUGGGCAAAGCUAAAAGGACACGGCUGCGAAUGAUCCGGCUUUAUAUUGGUCUAUCACUCCAACGCCGUGAGUCAUCCACAGAUGCUUAUUUACUAGCCAAGUAUCUUCACCUCGUCUUUUUUUUUUUUUUUUUUUUUUUUGCUCCAUCCCGGAGGUGAAAGCUGGCUGCCUGCCAUCGGUUCUCUUCGAAGCGCAAAGAAACCCAACAGACUGUCCAAGCCACACAAUCAGACGAGACCUGCUUGUGACUCUGACAUGCUGUAAGUUGUUGUUGUUGUUUUGUUUUUUUUAUCUGAACCGGACCAGUAUUAUGGCUUCGCUGUACCAGAGAUUCACCGGAAAGAUCAAUACCACCAAUUCCUUUCCGCACCCACCUGAGGCCAGCCACCUUCUUGGUGGACAGGUUGCAGACGAGGAAAACGCAGCGAAGACCCCUCAGCAACUCGUCGAUGGGAGACCUCACGUCCAGUACCGCAAAAAAUGCCUGCGGGAGGAUGAGGACGACCUUGUUGGCAGCGCCCCACCUCAGAGGAACUGGAAGGGAAUAGCCAUAGCCCUGCUGGUCAUCCUGAUCAUCUGCUCUCUGAUUGUCACCUCUGUUAUCCUGCUCAGCCCUGGUGAAGAUGACAGCCUGGCCCUUAAGAAGAAAGUAACCGUGGAAGAUGUUUUUGGUGCAGACCUUCACAUCCAUGACCCGGACGCUAAAUGGCUGAGCGACAAUGAGCUGCUGUAUCGUACAGUGGAAGGGGACGUUGUCCAGCUUAACAUUGACACCCUGGAGCAAAGCGUUGUCGUUCCAAACCAGCUGUUUGAUAGAUCCAGAGCUGCCAAGUACCAAGUGUCUCCAGACAUGCAACAUGUGCUGUUUGCCUUUGAAGUAAAACCGAAAUACCAACACUCCUAUGAGGCGAAGUACAUCAUUUACAGUCUCGUGACACAGGAAACGUGGCCUUUAAAUCCCCCUGAGGUGCAUGAAGCUUUCCUGCAGUUUGCCGGAUGGGGGCCCCAAGGCCAGCAGCUGGUCUUCAUAUUCGAAAACAACAUCUACUAUAGAACGACUGUAGAGAGUCGAGCGAUCCGCCUGGUGUCCACUGGGAAAGAAGGAGUUGUCUUCAAUGGCCUCGCUGACUGGCUGUAUGAGGAGGAGAUCCUGCAGACCCACAUAGCUCACUGGUGGUCUCCAGAUGGACUGCGUUUGGCCUACAUGACCAUCAAUGACACCCUGGUGCCAAAAAUGGAAGUGCCGUUUUUUACUGGAGCGCCAUAUCCCGCGAGUCUAGACUAUCACUACCCAAAGGCUGGAGAAGAAAACCCUGUAGUGCACCUGUCAGUGGUGAGCCUCCACGGUCCUCUGCACACGGUAGCGAUGAAGAAACCUGAUGACCCCCGGAUAGGGAGGGAAUAUUACAUCACCAUGGUGAAAUGGGCAACCAACACCAAACUGGCUGUCAACUGGCUGAACAGAGCCCAGAACAACUCCAUCUUGACACUGUGUGAGGCGACCACCGGAGUCUGCAUUAAGAAACAUGAGGAUGAGAGUGAGAGUUGGUUGCACCGACAGAACGAGCCGCCGCUCUUUUCCAAAGAUGGACACAAGUUCUUCUUCACCAGGGCGAUCCCUCAGGGUGGCAGAGGAAAGUUUUUCCACAUCUCUAUGUCCACAUCUCUGCCCAACACAAGCACAGACAUACUUCAGUCCCUAACCUCUGGAGACUGGGAUGUGACCAGGAUCUUGGCCUACAAUCAUGAAAGAAACCUCAUUUACUUCCUGAGCACGGAGGAUGACCCCAAACGGCGGCACUUGUACAGUGCUGACACAAUCGCUCCAUUCAACCGCUGCUGCUUGUCCUGUGAGUUCAAGUGCGGCUAUAUGGAUGUUUCAUUCAGCCACGACAUGCAGUACUUCUUGCUCAACUGUAAAGGACCAGAUAUACCGAGUGUGGCUGUCUAUAGAACUGAGGACAAAGAGAAGGUAUUUGACGUGGAGACAAAUAAAAGACUAAACAACACAUACAACAACAUGCAGAUGCCCAGAGUGGAGUACAAAACCAUUGACAUAGAAGGCUACACUCUGACGAUGCAGAUUCUGAAGCCAGCUGGAUUUGUAGAAACAGCUACCUAUCCAUUACUGCUGCUAGUGGAUGGGACCCCCGGUGGGCAGAUGGUGACGGAGCAGUUCCAGGUGGACUGGGCCACCGUCCUGGUCAGCAGCUUCAGCACAAUUGUCGUCCGCUUUGACGGCCACGGCAGCGGAUUUCAGGGCACCAACCUCCUCCACAAGGUCCGCAGGAAGCUGGGGAAACUGGAGGAGAGGGACCAGCUGGAGGCACUCAGGCUGAUAUCCGAACAGUCCUACAUCGAUAAGAAUCGAAUGGGAGUUUAUGGAAAGGCCUAUGGUGGUUAUUUAGCAACUUUGCUUUUGAGCUCAGAAGAAUUUACCCAACUUAAAUGUGGAACAGCAGUCUCCCCCAUCACAGAUUUCGAGCUUUAUGCAUCUGCAUUUUCGGAGCGAUACCUCGGCGCCAAGACAGACUCCCGAGUUUACACAAUGGCAAAUUUAGCACACAGAGCGGGUCAGCUGCUGGAGAAACAGUACUUAAUAAUUCACCCGACUGCUGAUGAAAAAGUUCACUUCCAGCACACAGCCAAAUUCAUCAACCAUUUAAUCAGCGAAAAGGCCAAUUACACUCUGCAGAUCUAUCCAGAUGAGGGACACUUCCUACACGGUGAGGGGACACAGCAGCACCUGAGCCAGUCCUUGGUCAACUUCUUCGAGGAGUGUUUCCGGCUACCAGAGAUUCUGACAGACGACCAGCAGGAAGAGAACGAGGACAACAGUUAAACUUUGAUCCUCUGAGCAGCCCCGGCCAGAUACUACAGCACAAUAUGCAACAGAUUUUUCGUUCCAUCCCAGUAAAUCCGCACCACCUGCUGUCAAAUCUGAUUUUAGCUCCAAUGAAGUGCAGCACCUGCAUGUGCAAAAAGGGCCUCUGCCUACAUCCCUUCUCCUCAUCUCGUGCUGGCUGCUGACAGGGAAACCAGUCAGAUAGAGGCUGAAUAAAUCUCAGAUGCGAACAGUCAUGUCUCUCUCUGAUUAACGGACUAGUGCUCCCUCUGGUGGACUAAUAGAGGAUCAACAAAACAUCCAUUCGGCAUUGCGUCUCCAUUACAAAACAGGCACAUUAAUCCAGUGCUUUGCGGCACCAAAUAUCCCCCACCUGCGAAGAUAAGCUCAUCAUGUUGAGAUUUAACUUUUAAAAGGCUGCCAGUUUCUCAUAACCUUGCCAACUAACUUACUGAUUAUUGUGUUCAUGAGUAUGAUUAUUGGUACUUGUUUCUCAGAAUUUCUCUGUUCAGUGUCUUACAGUUGUACCGUGUCGGAGUGGCUGUCUGGCUGCGUCAGUCUUUAGUUGCUUUACGAAACAAAGGCACAAUGUUUAACUUGUGUUGUACUCCAAAAAAAAUGUAUCUGUACAAAAAUGGUGUGAAAUUUUCCUCUUCAUAUUUCCGAACGAACCCUUUCGUUUUUCUUUUAGUCACUGUGCCUUACUGUGGGUGACGUGUUCAUGUUAGGAGCCCACAUGACACUGAAAAUGAGUAAAUAUGGAAAAGGCGUUGUGUGAAUCAAGGGGCAAUGUUAUUUAUGAGCAAAGGUUUGGCACAUUUAAAACUUAGGAAGAGCUGAAUAGAACAUAACCGUACGACUGCUGGGGAGAAGGUGUUACACUAACACAAAACCAACAAUAUUUAGUUUGCAGUUUCUUGAUAUUUGCCAUCCAAACUGGCGUACUGGUGAGUUAACUAUGCUGGUUUUUAUUAUUGUUAUUAUUAUUAUUUUGUGGUUUACUUUGACGACUUUGUGUGUUCUCUCUCCUCAUAUCACUUCUGUUGUCAGUGGUUUCUAGUCAACUGAUGUACAAAGUGUAUAAAACAUAUUCUUUGAGUCUUUAUGUUGUAUGUGCAAGUUGUAUAUAAAGCAUUUUGAAACGUA